AUGGCAAACCUUCCCGGAUUCAUUCCAUCCGCCGCCGAGUAUCGUCAGUUGGAAAUCACUUACGACUUGUCUUCCUUAGUAGGUGUGGAGUUUCCCUCUCCUGGAUCUAGCAUCUCUUCCCCUCCCCCUGGUAAGAUUGGGGUUUACUUGAAAACCCUAGACACUAGUGUACGCUUUCCUCUAACGGAUUUUCAGGAGGAGGUCCUCCAAAAAAAUGGUUGCAGUCUUCAUAUGUUGACUCCCAAUGCAGUUAACAAGGUGGUCGCGUUUGAAAUGAUUUGCAGGGCCAACGGGUAUCUUCCGGAUUACUUCGUCUUCAAGUUUUUCUUCCGAUUCUGUGUUACCGGAGAUAAAUGCACCUUCUUGAUCCAGCGAGGGGGACACGCCUUAGUUCCCGACGGGCGUACCCCAAAAAACUGA
Lactuca saligna is the source of this 420-nucleotide messenger RNA. The record is from the annotation of a GenBank genome assembly. NCBI's taxonomy places the organism in Eukaryota, Viridiplantae, Streptophyta, Magnoliopsida, Asterales, Asteraceae.